AGAAGAAGUUUCCGGUGCACCAGAUAGGCAUUUAUCAUGCCUACUGCUGUGAUUAUGGAAGAAAACUUUGAUAAAUUAUUAGAACAGUGUGAGGCUCAGGAGCUUGAGGCUCCAGGUGGCAUCGCAACACCUCAAGUCUACGCUCAGCUGCUGUCUCUCUAUUUACUUCAUAAUGACAUGAAUAACGGCAGGUAUCUCUGGAAAAGGAUUCCCCAAGCAAUCAAAUCUGCAAAUCCUGAAUUAGGAGCUAUUUGGGCAGUCGGCCAACGCAUAUGGCAGCGGGACUUUCCAGGGAUCUACACGACCAUCGCAGCCUUCCAGUGGACAGAGAAUAUACUUCCUGUCAUGGAAGCACUUCAAGAAAGCACGCGGCAAAGAGCGUACAGUCUAGUGGCCCAGGCCUACACUUCAAUAACAGCAGAAGACUUUGCAGCCUUUGUGGGUUACUCUGUGGAGGAGGCAGUCAAGGGUGUAGUGAGCCAGGGCUGGCAGGCAGACCCUGCUACCAGGAUGGUGAUGCCCAAAAAACCAGAUCCUCCCCCUGUCUCAUUGGUUCCAAAUGAGCAGCAGUUGGCUAGACUCACUGACUACGUGGCUUUCCUCGAGAACUGAUAACCCGCUACAAUUACUGCCGCCCAUCUUUUUUUGAGUGCUUGGUACCGAGGGAGAACACAAGUUAGGACAAACACUUCCCUCCUCCUUCCUCCCUGAUAAAGAAGGCCCAGAAACACCCCUUCGUCUUGCAUGAAUGCUGCAAGCUCUUCUCCAAGACCUGCCAAUUUAUUUUCAUUGACAUAGAUUCCCCAUGUUGACACACGAGUAUACACUUGGUUAUGUUUUUGUUCCUGGAUGUAUAGUUUUUGGUUGUGAUUCAAAGACGGACUUGGAGUAAAUGACCUUUUCAUCACUUUAACUUUGUUUUUAUUGCUAAACUAACAAGACCUCCCCUCACAAUACAGACACACGAGCUAGUAUGCACAUUGUGUCCAUACUCUUUGAGCACCUGAAGGAUACCUGGAUACUCCCUUUGUAGGUAACUGAAUCUUGGUAAGCAUGUAACAGCGUGUGGACUGCAGUCUCCAGACCUCAUGCUUUGUUGUGUUGACUGGUGAAUAAAUAUUUUGCUGUUUCUAAUGAA
Labrus bergylta (ballan wrasse) is the source of this 1138-nucleotide messenger RNA. It is a transcript of the gene cops8, whose product is annotated as COP9 signalosome subunit 8. NCBI's taxonomy places the organism in Eukaryota, Metazoa, Chordata, Actinopteri, Labriformes, Labridae. Gene Ontology annotation, biological process: protein deneddylation; COP9 signalosome assembly. Gene Ontology annotation, cellular component: COP9 signalosome. The record is from RefSeq and is a predicted model, not a curated record.